This is a messenger RNA of Physcomitrium patens, 1099 nucleotides long. RefSeq names its product protein translation factor SUI1 homolog. Gene Ontology annotation, molecular function: translation initiation factor activity. NCBI's taxonomy places the organism in Eukaryota, Viridiplantae, Streptophyta, Bryopsida, Funariales, Funariaceae. The record is from RefSeq and is a predicted model, not a curated record. Gene Ontology annotation, biological process: translational initiation.
CGCCAUGCCCUGUCUCUGGUCGACGGUUUCGUCUGGAACAUGGACCGCUGCUGCUGGGAACCCACGGGCCCACUCCUGACCCGGCCUACUCAACCCGGCCCAGCCCGAGCAAAAUCGGGUGGAUAUGAGGACGGCGCCCCCCGCUUAGCCCAUCGUUGCCCGUCUCGUGCACCGUCGCCUGCUCGUCUCGUUUCGCGUGCUUGCUCCCUCGCGUUUCGCUGCCCUCCAAAUCUUGUUGCCGUUGCCGAUUUCGACUUCUGCACUUAUUUCUGCUCCCAUCACGCACACUGCAUUUUGCUGCUUCCGUGUCGAGCGUGCUCUGGGUCGGCGUUUCUCGGGAUCGGUUACUCUCGCGGCGGGUUUGGAAUCAGGGUUACGCCCGAGGUCGCAACGCUCGCCACAAUUGCAGACCCUGUGCAGAAGCGGUCCGAAACCACGUCGGGGUUCAUGUUGGAGUUAUCGGACACGGAGAUUCCGGCCUCUUUUGAUCCAUUCGCGGAAGCGAAUGUUGAGGACAGCGGGGUAGGUUCCAAAGGGAGCGGUUAUGUGCAUGUUAGGGUGCAGCAGCGGAAUGGACGAAAGAGCUUGACAACCGUUCAAGGGCUGAAGAAGGAGUUCAACUACAACAAGAUUUUGAAGGAUUUGAAGAAAGAGUUUUGCUGCAACGGAGUGGUGGUGCAGGACCCAGAGUUGGGUCAGGUCAUUCAGCUGCAGGGUGACCAGCGGAAGAAUGUCUCCAACUUUCUCGUCCAGGCUGGGAUUGUGAAGAAGGACCUGAUAAAAAUUCACGGUUUUUAGACCUGUGGGAGUCUAAGAUGCGGUGGUGCUGAUAAUGAUAUUCGUAACCUCGAUGUCUGUAAGGGCACUACCGUGGCUGUAAUGCGGCGUGUUUUACAGUAUUCGAGAAGCACUCGCAGAUCUCUGGAGUUUGCAGUCAUUCUUGGCGGACAGCCUACAAGGCUAAUGGUUGCAGCAUAUCCCAGUGGCUAUUCUUUGGUGUGUAGUAAAGCUUGGCGGAUAGUAGAUCUGGCGUCGGAUAAGAUGUACCGCAAACUAUGGAGUUUUGUGAUUAUUACGAAACUAUUUGUUGGUUACUGAA